This is a messenger RNA of Agrilus planipennis (emerald ash borer), 930 nucleotides long. Its product is annotated as heparan-alpha-glucosaminide N-acetyltransferase-like. The transcript is spliced from 3 exons. The record is from RefSeq and is a predicted model, not a curated record. Lineage: Eukaryota; Metazoa; Arthropoda; Insecta; Coleoptera; Buprestidae. The annotation marks the transcript as partial.
AAUCUCAUUUAUUUGUUAAGAGGGUAUCUAGGACCAGGUGGUUUGCACGAAAACGCCGAAUUUUUCAAUUGUACAGGAGGGGCAAGUGGCCACAUUGACCGUUCUAUUCUUGGUGAUCAUAUGUAUCAAAAAGCUGAAGUAAAGGAAAUAUACCAAUCAAAAAAUGUAGAACCAGAAGGGUUGUUAGGGUUCUUUACUUCCAUAUUACAUGUUGUAAUAGGGGCACAAGCCGGGGUAACUUUACAAACGUUUAAGGAUCAUACUGAACGCCUUAAACGGUGGUUUUCAUGGGGUGCAAUUUUAGCAUUUAUUGGAGGAGGUCUCUGUGGAUUCAGCAAAGAAGGAGGCUUAAUUCCGAUCAAUAAACAGCUCUGGUCAACGUCCUUUGUUUUUGUAACUUGUGGUUCAUCUUUCCUUCUGCUUUGUACUUUGUACUUUCUAAUAGACGUAAAAAAAGUAUGGAAUGGGAAACCGUUUUCCUUUUGUGGCAUGAACGCAAUAUUAUUGUACGUGGGACAUAAUCUAAGUUACAGUAUUUUUCCGAUACGAUGGAUACCACCAGGAGGACUUAACAAUUAUUUUAUAACAUUAACAGAAAACGUAUGGGGUGUUUCAAUGUGGAUUUUGGUAGCAUACUGUUGCUAUAAAAUGAAAUAUUUUUUAACUGUGUAAAAAUAUUGGAAACUAACUACUUCUAUUGAAAUAAACACAUGAUUCCUUUAAACCUUAAACAUAAAUAUUCAUUUAUUUGCAUAAUAGUUAUUGUAAAUAAAUGAAAUAAAAAAAAUGACUAAAAUGAUGACAAACUAAUAACGGGUUGCUUUUUUAAAUAAAUUCAAUAGAUCUUCCCUUAUUCUUAUAAAUAUUAUACACUCUCUUAAACCAUGAUUCAAAAGGCAUUUCUUUUAAUGUUUAAAGUAUAUAUAUAUA